Molecule: messenger RNA, 980 nt
Organism: Grammomys surdaster
Lineage: Eukaryota; Metazoa; Chordata; Mammalia; Rodentia; Muridae
Gene: Tmem242
Product: transmembrane protein 242
Exons: 4
Coding region: 38-460 (140 amino acids)
Source: RefSeq, a predicted model, not a curated record
UUUGGUAACGGAAACAGUAGAGGAGGAGACUUUAAAUAUGGACACGUCAGGUUCUGGACCCGGGGAGCCUUCUACGUUAGAAGCUCCAGGGUCUCCGGAAGAUCGAUUGUUUCUGAUUAAAGGUGGAAUUUUCCUUGGUUCUGCAGCCGCAGCGGGAAUGCUAGCUGGAUUUGUUACAACAUUAUCAUUAGCUAAAAAGAAAAGUCCUGAAUGGUUCAAUAAGGGCACUAUGGCCACGGCUGCCUUACCAGAGAGUGGGUCUUCCCUUGCCCUGCGAGCCCUGGGCUGGGGUUCUCUUUAUGCCUGGUGUGGAGUUGGUGUGAUCAGCUUUGCAGUGUGGAAAGCCUUAGGAGUUCACAGCAUGAAGGAUUUUCGAAAUAAGAUGCAAUCCAUAUUUCCACCAAUUCCCAAGAACCCUGAACCAGCCAGCGAGUGGGAGGAAGUGUUGAAGUGGAAGUGACACGGGCACGGGCCACUCCAGAGCAACGGCUGCACGAAUGGCAGCUUUGGAAAUGCCAAUCUGAGAAAGGGCUGGGGGGCUCCUCUCUAGGAACAUGUGCCGAUGGCGGGCAACCCCACAAGCCGCAGCAUCUCUGUGUCUGUAGCUGUGGCACACAGAGGAAAUGCUUUCCGAAAGCCAAGACAACAAUUUAAUUACCUAGAGGUUCCUCGAGGAAGGGUCCAGGAGGAAGUGUUUCUGUUUAGAACAAUGAACCAUGUUUUAUAGUCACAAACAAAAAGUAAGAUAGGAAUCUCUGUAAGGGCUGGAGACAUCUCCGUGGCUAAGGGUGCACACUGCUCUGGAAGAGGACUCCAGUUCGUUUCCCAGCCCCCCUUUUCGGUGCCUCAGAACCACCUGUGCCUGUGACUCCAGGGGACCUGAAGUCUUGUCGGGAUUCUGUGCGCACCUGCCCUCACAUGUGUCUACAGCCACAAAAGUAUACACAAUUAAAAACUAAAAGUCUUGUUUUGAAAACUCA